GAUUCGACACUUUAGGUAUCAAAUAGACUACAAACACAUUGACUUCAAUUGAAUGACACAUACAUUGACUUUCACUUAAUUAGUCAAUCGAUUAAUGGAUUGCAAUAAUCAACACAUAAUGUCAACCAAUGAGAGUGUCGUCAAUGCAUUCAAUCUGUCGGAUCAGAUCAUUAGCCGACUCUUUAACCACAAACCAUUCAUUUUCGGAGAAAUCAGAUUUAUUAUCAAAGAGUUUGAAGAUAAACGACAAGACAGGGAUAGGACAGCACUGAAUGAAUCAUUGCAACGGCUGAUGGAUAUCACUGACAAAGACAUAGACUCUGCCAUCGAUUGCUGCCAACAAUUAGAUAAUAAUCUCAACUCUCGUACCCAUAGUUUAGACCAAUUAAUGCAAGAGAUUCUUGAUUUAGAGUCAAAACAAGAGAGUCAUCGCAAGGAAGUGUUGUCCGCCAAUAGAGUGGACAGAAAUGUCGAUUUGAUGUCUUUGAUUGAGACCUAUAACUCAAAGAUCAAUGACAUCGACGGACAGUUCGAUGAACAGGAAAAACAACUAACACUUGAAUACAAACUCUUGGAAACCAAACUCAAUAUUAUUCCCAACAAUUGCAAUGAAUCGUCAAAUGUGUGCCAAAAUAUAAAUUAAUUUUUUAUCAUUUACCAGAUUAUGUGAAUUUUUAUCAAAUUUUAAUUAUUAAUUGAUAUACAAUUGAGUUUAAAGAGACCUUAAAAUUUAAAUUGUUUUUAUUGUACAUAAAAAUUUGAUUUAUAGUAAAUUAUAAUAAUUAUUG
Oppia nitens is the source of this 788-nucleotide messenger RNA. It is a transcript of the gene Muted, whose product is annotated as biogenesis of lysosome-related organelles complex 1 subunit 5-like. Gene Ontology annotation, cellular component: BLOC-1 complex; transport vesicle. The record is from RefSeq and is a predicted model, not a curated record. Bases 95 to 643 code for a protein of 182 amino acids. Lineage: Eukaryota; Metazoa; Arthropoda; Arachnida; Sarcoptiformes; Oppiidae. The transcript has 2 exons.